GGGCAGGGUGGGGGUGGGCCGAGGCGUGCACUCGGGGAAGUCUCUCGGCGCCGGGAAUAAAAGGGAGCCGGCUCGCCUUGCGGCGCUGGGAAGCCGCCCUGCCUCGCCCCCAGCGCCGGGAAGGGCAUGGCCCCGGCGGACCCCCGGCGGUGACUCGCGCGCCCCGGCCCCGCGGAUGCUCUGGGCGCACGGCUCCCGUGUGUCGCGGCUUCCGAAGGACAGGUGUUCUGGGAUAACGCCCCCCGACAAGAUGCCAACGCGGGCGCCGUGGCAAGCACUCUCCGUGGUGCUGAUUCUGCUCUGGGGACACCCGCGCGCCACGCUCGCCUGUCCUCACCCUUGUGCCUGCUACGUUCCCAGCGAGGUCCACUGCACAUUUCGCUCCUUGGCUUCAGUGCCCGCCGGGAUCUCUAAACAUGUGGAAAGGAUCAAUUUGGGGUUCAAUAGCAUACAGGCCUUGUCAGAAACCUCGUUUGCGGGACUGACCAAGUUGGAGCUGCUGAUGAUUCACGGCAACGACAUUCCCAGCAUCCCCGAUGGGGCUUUAAGAGACCUCACGUCUCUCCAGGUCUUCAAGUUCAGCUACAAUAAGCUUCGAGUGAUCACGGGGCAGACCCUGCAGGGCCUCUGGAAUUUAAUGAGGCUCCACGUCGACCACAACAAGAUCGAGUUCAUCCACCCGCAAGCUUUCAGCGGCUUAACGUCCCUACGGCUCGUCCACCUGGAGGGGAACAUGCUCCAGCAGCUCCACCCCGCCACGUUCUCCACGUUCUCCUUUCUGGAUUAUUUCAGACUCUCCACCGUCAGGCACCUCUACUUGGCGGAGAACAGGAUGAGAACCCUCCCCGCUGGCAUGCUCCAGAACAUGCCACUGCUGGAGAACCUUUACCUGCACGGGAAUCCGUGGUCCUGUGAUUGUGAGAUGAGGUGGUUCCUGGAAUGGGAUGCGAAGUCCAAAGGCAUUCUGAAGUGUAAGAAGGACAAAGCUUACGAAGGGGGUCAGCUGUGCUCCGUGUGCUCCAGCCCCGAGAAGCUGCACAAACAGGAGAUUCAGAAGCUGAAGGACAUCACGUGUCAGAAGCCGUCCAUAGAGUCCCCUCUGAGGCAGAACAGGAGCAGGGGUAGCGAGGAAGAGCAGGACGCAGAGGAGGACAGUGACAACCAGUUCCCCUUGGAGGGCUUCCAGUAUCCCCCGUGGAACGUUUCUCUGAAUAUGAGCGACGAACACGGGAACACAGUGAGCUUGGCCUGUGACAUCAAGAAGCCGAUGGACUUGUACAAGAUACACUUGAACCAAACGGACCCUCAGGAGCUGGAAAUAAAUGCGACCGUCGCCUUGGACUUUGAGUGUCCGAUGACUCGGGAAACGUACGAGAAGCUGUGGAAGCUGAUCGCCUACUACAGCGAGGUUCCUGUCAAGCUGCACCGAGAACUCGCGCUCGGGAAAGACCCCCGACUCGGCUACCAGUACAGGCAGGAUGCGGACGACGACACGCUCUACUACACGGGCGUCAGAGCCCACGUCCUUACGGAGCCAGAGUGGGUCAUGCAGCCGUCCAUCCACAUCCAACUCAACCGGCGUCAGAGCACGGCCAAAACGGUGCUGCUGUCCUAUUCGUCUCAGCACGCCCUCACCGUGUCCGCCAAAGACGCGCGGCAGGCCCGGAGCAGGAGCUGGGUGAUGAUCGAGCCUGGCAGAGCGGUGCAGAGAGCCCAGACGGUCUUGGAAGGGAGCCCGUGCCAGCUGAGCUGCAAUGUGAAGGCUUCCGAGAGCCCGUCCAUCUUCUGGGUGUUCCCGGAUGGCUCCGUCCUGAAAGCACCGGUGGAGGAUGAGCACGGCAGGUUCUCCAUCCUCACCAGCGGCUGGCUGAAGAUCAAAUCCACGGAGCAGUCGGACGCCGGCCUGUACCAGUGCAUCGCUCGGGUGAGGGGUGAAACGGAUCGGAUGGUGUACAGGGUCCUUGUGCAGACGCCUGCCACGCCGCCCCCCAAUGGACAUACGGUGACCGUUCAGAAGGACCCAGGGGAGUCGGUGAUGCUGCCUUGCCGUGCGCUGGCCAUACCCGAAGCCCAGAUUAGCUGGAUCCUCCCAAACAGAAGGAUAGUUAACGAUAUGGCUAACACGUCCCACGCGUACAUGUUGGCAGACGGAACUCUUUCCAUCCCAAAGGUCCAAGGCAGCGACAGUGGUUACUACAGGUGCGUGGCGGUCAACCAGCAAGGGGCAGACCAUUUUACUGUAGGGGUCACGGUCCACAAGAAAGGAUCUGGCAGGUCAUCCAAAAGAGGCAGGCGCCCAGGUGGGAAGACUCUUCCUGGGGGAAGGGGAGACGUCGUGGAGGACGAAGGGGGAUCCGGCAUGGCAGACGGAGACAACGUGUCCAGGACGGUGCUGCUGCACCCGAAGGACCAAGAGAUGUCCCUCAAAACAGAAGACGACGGAGGUAUCCCCGGAGGUCAGAAAGCCAAGAAGGGGCGAAGGAAAAUGAAACCCUGGAAGAGUUCUGAAAAGGAGCCGGAGACAAACGUCGCUGAAGGUCGCAGGGUGUUUGAGGCCAGACGGAGAAUAAACGUGGCCAACAAACAGAUUAACCCGGAGCACUGGGCAGACAUUUUAGCCAGAGUACGCGGGAGAAACCCGCCUAAGGGAACAGAAGUACCCCCGGUCGUGAAGAGCACCACCCUUCCAGCGGUGAGUCAACAGGUGACGUCCCUUUCGCCCGCCGUGCGUGCCCCGUCAGCAUCGCCUGUGCGGACCGCGACCAGCGUUGAAGAGUCCUCAGGAGAUGCACCUUUCUUUGGGGAGGAAAAGCAGGCGUCUAGCGCUGUUUCCUCCACCAAGACAGCUCCAGUCGAACAUGGCCACGACGGGGCAAUCCCCGCCGAGCCCCACGUGACAAGCACGCGCCCGGAAGGACUUAGCGACGACGAGUUUUCUGCGAAGACCAAGGCUGAGGCCCCCACUGCAGUUGACUUGAAGUGGGCCGCAAGCACAACGGCUUACCAGUCCUCUGCUACUCGGUCGAGCCUGGGCGUGGUCCACGGAGAGCCCACCACUGGCAACGAAGCCACGGGGCGCUGGUCUGCACGAGACGCUGGAGCCGAGCCGGAGCGUACGCCCAAGGAGUAUGAGUCGCCCCUGGACGCCACCUCCUUGGCCGAGUCUGAAACGGUGCCCAGCUCUUACCCAGAUCUGGAGACGAAUUCAGCACCAGGUGGGGCUAAGAGGAACGACUUGACCACUACGGACGUGACUGCAGCCCCCACGCCGGGGGUCGCUGACUCCAGGAUGCCCGAGCCACUCGAAGACCCCACUUUAGGAGAGCCAGGUGUCCCAGCAGAAGCGCAGCUACAGGAGCAGACAGACGACCCGCAGCUUCUGGAAAACGGUUCGAGCCCUCAGGGCCACCCGCUGAUGGAAAAGGGCAGAGAGGGGGGUUCUCAGACACGGCGGGGAGGGGGUCUGCAUGAGGGAGACGCCGUGGACUCCAGAAGUGCUGAGAGCAGGAGGCGAGGCGCUGAGCCUUCCCCUCCGCUUGACCCUGCGCUGGAGGUGACGGACACCGUCGCUCCCUUCCAGCAUCCCAGGGGAACCACGCGUGGCCCUCUGUGGGACGCGGGCGCCACCACGGUAGCAACGAUGCUGAUGCCACCCCAAACGGCCACUUCGCCACCGGCCCUGACCUCUCACGCUUCUCGAAAGAGGCCCAACGGCAGGAGACGACUUCGCCCCCACAGGUUCCGGCAGCGGCACAGACAAAACCAGCCCACGACGCUCUCCCCGGGGGAGACCUUUUCUGCUCCACCAACGACGCGCGUACCCGAAAUGCAGACUCCAAACCAAGCGGCCAGUUUGCCGGUUCCUGCGACCGCGGUUGACAGCACGGCUGGAACAGCAAAACAACUGGAUGUGGAGAAGCACACAGAACCCGCAUCCAAGGGGACAUACGCACGCCGGAAACACGGCAAGAGGCCGAACAAACAUCGGUACCCCACGUCCACAGACGGUCCUCCAGCUUCUGCGUCCAAGCCCAGCCCUGCCCCAGAAGAGAGACACAAACACGUCGUCACCCCCAGUUCAGAAGCUGUCCCUUCAUCGACAGCCAUCUCUCUCCCAACGGGGGGCCCACGUGAGAUGAGCAGAGUGGAAGAUUAUAGGACAACCACCACGAAAGUAAAUCUGUCUCAUGAUAAACUGCAAGGGACAAUUCCUGUAUCAGAUGGAAGGGAAAUUAAGAACUAUGAGGUCACAACCAUCCGUGGCUACGAAACUGACAGGCUCGUCCCUGGCGAGUCCAUCACGGACGUGGCGUCCCCUUCUGGGGCCGAGGUCUCCACGGUGGGAGGAUUUAAGGCAGGAUCCUGUCCUUUUGGCUUUGAAGGGAACGCGAGCUGCAACCCCCCCACGUCGGCCCGGCCUGAGAGGCUGCGGACAGACCGCACCGUCGCCAGCUCUUCAAAAACUCUUACAGACUCGCCCCUUUUAAAAGAGCUGCAGGACGUAGAUUCUCCUGCUGAGUUUUCACCUUUGGCUGCCACCUCUGCGCUGUUGCCGCAGGAAGACGUCACCAGUUCGACGCCUCCCUCAAGCGUGAAACUAGAGGCGUCUUCAAACCAGGCAGAAACCAGCCUCAGGGAGGAGGGUCAUCCCGCAACCACUCCAGCCAUGACCCAGUCCGAAAUUCGACCCCAGAGUCAAGUGUCGCCACCGUCCCCAGCGGAGCAGCCGGCAUCCCCCAGCGUCCCACCCACAACCCCCGUGUCUUUGGCACAAACCAGCACGAAUCCCACGCCUCUCACUCCAAGACCGUCGCCGACAUCAAGAGCUUCCAAAGACAACGCCCCCUUCAACCAUGUGGGGGUCCCAGGAGCCCGAACGCCGUCCGUGCCUACUGAAGGAACACCGCGUACGUUGAGGCCAAAUGAGUUUUCCAGCCGGGACAAACCUAACUUCACUCCAAAGCAGGAGUUAGGAAAGGAAGCGUUUGACGGUAGAACCAAGAACGUUCUUCCACCACGUGGCCCAGAUGCGAGCGCCCAAGUGUUCCAGCCACCUGCCAGAGUUCCCGACAGGGUGCUCCCUCCCAGAGGGACGGUGAGGCCACCACCGCCUGUGGCCACACAAAGCUCCCUGAGACACUUUGUGCCUUCCCAGGCCCCUCGGCACCUGACCAGCAAACCGGAAGCCACCGCAUCUCCGUCGAGGGCUCGGCCAGAGCACAGGCAUGUUACAACCCCAAAAUGGUCAAGCACGACAGCUCCCGUGGUUCCGUUGCCCGGGUCCAAACCGGACCUUCCCAGUUCAUCAGCGGACCGUGCAGCUGGCCGAUUCAGCGGCAAGUCCAAGCUGUUCGGCAGUAACAGCCUCCCCGAUGUGAGGGACCCUGCUGGCAAGCCCCCAAGUGCGAGAGCUCCUCACUACUCCAACGGAAGGUUGCCUUUCUUUUUCAACAGGACCCUCUCUUUCCCGCAGUUGGGAGUCACUCCGAAGCCCCAGAUACCCACCUCUCCUGCCCCAGCGAUGAGAGAGAGGAAGGUCAACCCAGGCCCCUACAACAGGAUCCAUUCUCAGAGCGUCACCCACGUGGAUUUCGGUCCCCCGGCACCUCCGGUAUUACAUCCUCCCCGGACCGCGGCGCCGCCCUCGACCAACGUCCAGAGCGUCCCUCUGGUCUACUCUACCCGGAGCCCCAUCCCCACCUUGACGCCUUCCGUCCAACCUUCCAGAAGCUUCCAUCAGAGCAGCUCAAAGCUUUUCUCUGCCGGGGGACUUCCUGCGUCCAAGUUCUGGGUGCCUGGGGAAAAGCCCCAGAUCGUCACCAAGUUCCCCCAGACCGUGUCUGUCAUCGCUGAGACCGACGUUGUGUUCCCGUGCGAGGCAACGGGGAAACCCAAGCCCUUUGUUACUUGGACCAAGGUCUCCACAGGAGCUCUCAUGACCCCACACACCAGAGUCCAGCGCUUUGAAGUCCUGAAGAACGGCACCUUCGUCAUCCGCAACGUACAGGUGCAGGACCGCGGCCAGUACGUGUGCACCGCCAAGAACUUGCACGGAGCAGACAGGAUGGUGGUCCUGCUGUCCGUGACGGUGCAGCAGCCCCAGAUCCUGGCGUCCCACUACAAGGAUGUCACGGUCUACCUGGGAGACACCAUUGCCAUGGAGUGUCUGGCUAAGGGGACCCCAGCUCCCCAGAUCUCCUGGAUUUUCCCCGACAGGAGGGUGUGGCAGACCGUGUCCCCCGUGGAGGGCAGGAUUACUCUGCACGAAAACCGGACCCUGUCCAUCAAAGAGGCGUCCUUCGCGGACAGAGGCGUGUACAAGUGCGUGGCCAGCAACGCAGCCGGGGCGGACAGCCUGGCCAUCCGGCUCCACGUGGCGGCCCUGCCCCCGGUCAUCCACCAGGAGCGGCUGGAGAACAUCUCGCUGCCCCCGGGGCUCAGCAUCCACAUCCACUGCAGCGCCAAGGCCGCGCCGCUGCCCAGCGUGCGCUGGGUGCUCUGGGAUGGCACGCAGAUCCGCCCCUCCCAGUUCGUCAACGGGAACCUGUUCGUCUUCCCCAACGGGACGCUCUACAUUCGCAACCUGGCACCCAAGGACAGCGGGCGGUACGAGUGCGUGGCCGCCAACCUGGUGGGCUCGGCGCGCAGGACCGUCCAGCUGACCGUGCAGCGCGCGGCGGCCAACGCGCGCAUCACCGGCACCUCCCCGCAGAGGACCGACGUCCGGUACGGGGGGACCCUCCAGCUGGACUGCAGCGCCUCGGGGGACCCCUGGCCGCGCAUCCUCUGGAGGCUCCCGUCCAAGAGAAUGAUCGACGCGCUCUUCAGCUUUGAUUCCAGAAUUAAGGUGUUUGCCAACGGGACCCUGGUGGUGAAAUCUGUCACGGACAAAGACGCUGGGGAUUACCUGUGUGUCGCCCGGAAUAAGGUUGGGGAUGACUUUGUCGUCCUCAAGGUGAACGUGGUCAUGAAGCCAGCCAAGAUCGAACACAAAGAGGAAAAUGAUCACAGAGUCUUCUACGGGGGCGACCUCAAAGUCGACUGCGUGGCCACCGGGCUCCCCAACCCUGAGAUCUCCUGGAGCCUCCCGGACGGGAGCCUGGUCAACUCUUUCGUGCAGUCCGAUGACAGCGGUGGACGCACCAAGCGUUACGUUGUUUUCAACAACGGCACGCUCUACUUCAACGAAGUCGGGUUGCGGGAGGAGGGCGACUACACCUGCUUUGCUGAAAACCAAGUUGGCAAGGACGAGAUGAGGGUGCGGGUCAAGGUGGUGACCGAGCCCGCUGCCAUCCGGAACAAGACGUACUCUGUGGUCCACGUCCCCUAUGGGGACGUGGUCACCGUGGCUUGCGAGGCCAAAGGCGAGCCCACGCCCAGGGUGACGUGGCUUUCUCCGACCAACAGGCUGGUCCCCACCUCCUCCGAGAAGUACCAGAUAUUUCCCGACGGCACUCUCCUUAUUCAGAAAGCCCAGCGCUCGGACAGCGGCAACUACACCUGCGUGGUCAGGAACAGCGCCGGCGAGGACAGGAAGAUGGUCUGGAUUCACGUCGACGUCCAGCCGCCCAAGAUCAACGGAAACCCCAACGCCAUCACCACUGUGCGGGAGAUAGCGCCGGGAGGGAGCCGGAAACUGAUCGACUGCAGAGCGGAGGGCAUCCCCACGCCGAGAGUGUUCUGGGCCUUUCCCGAGGGCGUGGUGCUGCCGGCCCCAUACUACGGCAACCGGAUCACCAUCCACCGCAACGGCACGUUGGACAUGAGGAGUCUGCGGAAGAGCGACUCCGUGCAGCUGGCUUGCAUUGGGCGCAAUGAAGGUGGAGAAGCCAGGCUGAUGGUCCAGCUCACGGUCCUGGAGCCAGUGGAGAAGCCCGUCUUCCACGACCCGGUCAGCGAGAAGAUCACGGCCAUGGCCGGCCACACCAUCAGUCUCAACUGCUCGGCAACGGGGACCCCGACGCCCAGCCUGCUGUGGGUCCUUCCCAACGGGACGGAGCUCCAGAGUGGCCAGCAGCUGAACAGAUUCUUCCACAAGGGGGACGGCAGGCUGCACAUCAGUGGCCUCUCAUCCGUGGAUGCUGGGGCUUACCGCUGCGUGGCCAGGAACUCGGCGGGCUACACCGAGCGGCUGGUCUCUCUGAAGGUGGGGCUGAAACCCGAGACGAGCAACCAGUACCACAACCUGGUGAGCAUCAUCAACGGCGAGACCCUGCAACUGCCCUGCACCCCUCCAGGGCGCCGGCAGGCACGCUCCUCUUGGACGCUGCCCAACGGCCUGGUUCUGGAGGGCCCCCAGACGCGGGGACGCUUCACCCUUUGGGAGAACGGCACCCUCACCGUGCUCGACGCCUCGGUGUUCGACCGGGGGACCUACGUGUGCAAGACACACACCGAGUACGGCCCUUCCGUCGUGAACGUCCCGGUCAUCGUGAUUGCCUACCCGCCGCGAAUCACCAGUGAGCCCACGCCGGUCAUCUACACCCGGCCCGGGAGCACCGUGAAGAUGAACUGCAUGGCCAUGGGGAUUCCCAAGGCCGAGAUCACCUGGGAGCUGCCGGACAGACUGCACCUGACGGCGGGAACGCAGGCCCGUCUCUACGGGAACAGAUUCCUCCACCCGCAGGGAUCCUUAACCAUCCAACAGGCCACCCAGAGAGACGCGGGCUUUUACAAGUGCACCGCGAAAAACAUCCUUGGCAGUGACUCCAAGACAACUUACAUCCACGUCUACUGAAACACCGGAGCUCAUGGACCCCACGGCCGCUGCUUAGGGAGUUGGCACAAAGCCUUGUUUGUACGGGAGGCUGGGGCCCGAGAGUUGGAGCUCUGAAAGGAUGUGUCGUGGGUCACCGUGGCCGCCCCGACCCCCGGGUUGGAUUUCAGGCUCAUACUGACCUUGACCUACGCUUGUUGAUGAAAGGAAGGAACGCAGACAUUGGGGAAACUUUAUUCCGUGUUUACAGGAUUCCAUGUGUUCUUGCAUUUCUCAGCACUUGGGUGCAAACUGCCGUCUCUGUGUUGCAGACACUGCCCGGAUGCUUUAAGGAGCAUCUCUAGGAUCCUUAAGGAACAUCCAUGGAAAAGAAAUGGUAGACAGUCACAGUGCCUUGCUACCCUGAGGAAGACACAUCGCCUUAGUUAACCCGCUGCCGUUUUAACAUGGUAGCACGUUCUAGAAUGAGCACCCAUCAUCUGCUGCCGUUUUAACGUGGUAGAACGUUCUAGAAUGAGCACCCAUCACCUGCUGCCGUUUUAACGUGGUAGAACGUUCUAGAAUGAGCACCCAUCACCUGCUGCCGUUUUAACGUGGUAGAACGUUCUAGAAUGAGCACCCAUCUUCCCCUUCUUUCCUCUGUCACUUCAAAUCUUCAGUUUGCCCGACCAGGGCUGAAAACCAGAGUGAUUGAUUUUUUUUGUUUGUUUUUUCAUGUACAAGUUUCAUACAAUACAGCUAUCAUUUUAUAUGAAAGAAUAUUUUCUCCCUGGAACUCACUUUUUAAAUACUGUUUUAUAGAUAUAGAUAUAGAUACAGAUAUAUAUUAUAAAAUUUUUUUCUUUCUAAUCAGACGAUGAGAGUAGAAAGAGAAAGACACGCUUUCUGUCUCAUGAAAGGUAAUAAAUUAUUGGUCUUUACAAGACUUGGAUACAUUACAGCAGUUAUGGAAAUGCAAUUAAAAAAUAUUUCCCUCCCCGACUUCCUUCGUAUUCAUUAACCGCUAGAAUAUUUCCUUUCCCAGGAACCCUACGUUGGGGGAGGCUGAGAUGCUGGACUUCCUUGUUUAUGGAGUUAACCCUGAGAGAGCUGUGGGGGCAGGGAGCGGAGAUGAGAGGAAGGGAAGGAGAGAGUUAAGUUGUGGCCCCACAAAAUGAAUCCAGAGCUUUUAGGAGAAGCCUGGAAUAUCCCACAUCCUACGAAUUUGUGUCCACGGAAAGUAGGAGACCUGUUACUUCCAUGACUGCUUUACUGUAUUUUUAAGGUCAAUAAAAAUGUACAUUUGAUAAUAAAAUAAUAUUUUCCAAACAA
This is a messenger RNA of Camelus dromedarius (Arabian camel), 10027 nucleotides long. Its product is annotated as matrix-remodeling-associated protein 5. Gene Ontology annotation, molecular function: protein binding. NCBI's taxonomy places the organism in Eukaryota, Metazoa, Chordata, Mammalia, Artiodactyla, Camelidae. The record is from RefSeq and is a predicted model, not a curated record. Bases 176 to 8737 code for a protein of 2853 amino acids. The transcript is spliced from 7 exons.